Toxoplasma gondii ME49 is the source of this 3843-nucleotide messenger RNA. RefSeq lists its product as hypothetical. The transcript is spliced from 2 exons. The record is from RefSeq and is a predicted model, not a curated record. Gene Ontology annotation, molecular function: protein serine/threonine kinase activity. Gene Ontology annotation, biological process: protein phosphorylation. Lineage: Eukaryota; Apicomplexa; Conoidasida; Eucoccidiorida; Sarcocystidae. The coding region runs from base 725 to 3490 and encodes 921 amino acids.
UGUCUGCAUGCGUUUUGACAGGCGUAGUCAAAGAAUAGUGCGAAUCGCAGCGGGUUCGGAACGUCUGGCGGGUCCUGUAGAAGCGAACAGUACGAGAAAAAUCGGCGGCAAAAUCGGGCCUUCGUCUUUCUGCGCACAUUUGUUUUCUGUUACAAGUGCAGCUAUCUCUCUGGACUUGUGCAGGUAUAUAUUGACACACUAGACUCACUCCAGCCCAAGAAGGUAUCUCUGAUUCUUAUUGUACGCAUACUCUGUGUGGCUAUCCACGCUACGCUGCCUCAGAGCGCAGCGCUUAAUCCUUUCUUGACUCGUCCAGAAGAGAGUCGUCUUUGUUCGUCAGUCUUUGGAGGCUUCCUUCCUCUUUAUUUGAGAAGCACAUGCAAGGCUUCUGCUUCCAGUCGAAUUUCCUGGGAUGCGGGCUUGACCGUCCCGGUUUCGUGCGAAAGUCGUUGAGUGCCGGAAGCAGAGUUUUAUCCCUUCGUCUCCAACUGUCACUCUUCCUCUUUCAGUCUCUCAGCGUCUGUCUCCCACCGUCUGUCUCUCUCCGCGGCUGUCACGAGUCUAUUGAAAGAGAGAAGAGAAAGGAGGAACGGAAGGUCUUCUAUCCAUGAGGACUCGCAGGAGGCGCUGACAGCAAGCAGCCCUCGUGUGAGAGGGCGGCCAAGGGAGGCCGAGUGUACAGACAGAUGGAGGUCGUUGCUUUGCCUGCGAUUUUCGUGCCGAAAUGGAGGCGACUCAAACGCCAGAGUGUUGCAGCUCUUCGCGCAGUCAAGCCCCUACGCCUCCGCAAGACCUCGUUUCUGCGUCUUCUCCCUCGUCUGAUCUGUCACCUGCUUCCUGCUCUUCUCUCCCUCUCACUCUGCCCCUCGCAGGUGUCAGUCCGGAAGCCCCAGGAGAACAUAAGUCGCCUUUUUUGCCGCCGGUCGAUGUUGGCGGGCUGCGUCUUUCUCUCCUGCUGAAGAAACUUUUGCAUCUUCGACAAGCCUUCGAGCCUCCUCUCCUGCAGGUCUUUGGAUUUCCCUUCUUUCUCCGUCAUCAAGUUUCUGCUGUCUCCUGCUGCUCCUGCUGUCUCCACUGCUGCUGCUGCGAUGUAGCCCGUACCGCAUCCCUGAUCAGAGUCUCCUCGCCACCGGCAUCUCCCGCGCUGCGGCCUCCUUCUUCUCUCUCGAUUCCUUCGUCUCCUUGUUCUCCUACGCCGCCGUAUUCUUCGUCGCUGUCCUCGUCUUCUGCAUCCUCUUCUUGGACUUCUCUCUCGAAUCCUGAUUCUCCCGGCUGCUCUGUAGUUGGCGGCUCUCCAGAUGGUGGAGCGAGCUCCCAGACGAGCGUGGACUGGAGCAUUCCUUCGUGCGAGGCUGCGUCCCCCAGGGGCGGAAGGCGGUGCGGGCACAGUUGCGGGGAACGGAGGAAAGAUGGCCGCUGCAUGCAAGCGCCUCCUCUUCUGGCGGGACCUCGAGGCUUUGAGCCCUCGGAGUCCCAAGGCACCGAGACCGGCGACCGGGUUCGCUCCGCCUCUCUCCCACCUGGGGCAAGAGAGCAAACAAGGAAGCCGAGGAAACGAAGGCGCCUCGUCUCGGACAGUGACGACGGUGAAGCCGUUGGGGAGAAGAACCUGCAAUCGCAGGAAGAACGCGAAAUCGAGAUUUUACUGGCAAGGAACAUCCUCAGACAAAUCCGCUUGCCGGGCGUUUCUCAGGGGCCGUUCGUCCUCUUCUUCACCAGCGACUGGACGCACUUCGUCCAGAGAUGCGUGGCGAACGCUCAGCAGCGUGCAGUGGAGCAGCAGAGAGAGAGGGGAGACGCAGUGAAGCAAAGACGGAAAGCAGGGAUUAACUGUCCUUGCUCAGAGACCGGACUGCCCAGCUCAGUUUCGCGAAAAGAAGGAGAAAGUACAGAAGAGAAACACUUCGCGGAGAGGCGCAGCGGACGCAGUGCCCACGGUGACGCGAAGGAAAGCUGCUGUGCAGUCGAUGAGGAAGAAAGCGAAUCUCAGGAGGCAGCUGGCAAACAAGAACGGAAUAGCCUCUCGGAAGCUGUUGAACAGAUCUCUGGGUGGGAGGGGAGAACACGAGAUUGUCGGGUCGGACCGGCGACAGUUGGAAGCGGGGAGGCGACUGAGGACGCUUCCCCGGGGAGUGCGUGCCCGAAUAUAAGCCGACGCCGGAAGUUCCUCUUGGACUUGCCUUGGCACUUGGGGAAGCAGCUCGCGACGGUUUUGUGUGUCGAGCUCUUGAGUCGAUCUCCGCACACAGAUUUGUGUGUAGAUGCGGUGCGAGAGGCGAUGAAAAAGUAUCUGACAGCAUGGAGCUCGCGCCGGCGAGAAGCAGGCUUUCUCUUGAAAGUAGCCUCGCGCAAGCAGGCGGAGAUUCUUGCGUCUCUCUCUGAGAGCCGACUUCCUGGGCAGAGGUCAUUCCGUACCGUCGUUGAGAGCCGUGAACGCAGUCGAGGAGAGGAAUCGUCGCUGGACGGCCGCUGGCGAGCGGCGGGAAUGUCCACCGGGGACCACGAGCGGACGCUUCACGGGUUAGAUACGACACGGCCGGACGUCUUCACUCAGGCAAAAGCGGAAGACGGAAGAGCUCGGAAACUGCAUGCGCUUGAGCGCAUAAAAGAUAUGUUAAGACGCGGCAUCAAGAGUGCAGAAGAAGUCUUGACUCUUCGAGAGGCGCACGCCCUGGGUUUGCGCCGCAGAGAAAAUGCCGCCGGUGACAGUUUCUGCAGACGCGUUUCGCAGGGUGUACAUAGCACUGACAUGUUCGGCGGGACAGCACGUGAAGACGGGAGAGUUCAUACUCCGACACAAGAAAGAGUGAGAAAUGAAGAAAAUAAAAACACAGAAGAAGCUAUCUGUGAGGCGCGCGUUUACACACUCAUUCGGCUUCUUAUGGGUACAACGGAUGACGCGACCAUCUCUGCACAGCAGCCUUUCGAGUGUACAGACACCUCGAUGGAGCGAACGGAUUUCACGCAGAACUCUGGUGUCCAUGGUGUUAGUGGAAUAAAGGUAACUGCGCCCUUUAGUCGAGGUGAUAAGGCGCGGGAUGCGCGCGGAGCCUCUAGCGAGGCAUUCUCCUCUCUGAUUCCGCGAGCGCAGCAACAUCCGUCCCGCCUUCCGUACACGGGGAAACUCGUUUCAGAGUCGACGGACGAACUGCUGCUGCUGCUUCACGAACUGAACCUUCUGCACAGUGCUCCUGGAGCCUCUCAGAGCCGUGUUUCGCUUUGCCUUCCGCAGCAAGGCCUGUUCGUCCGGUGGCUCACUGCUGGCCGGAACGAAGUGCUAACUCGUUUACAUGCACGGAAAUUCAAAGAGAUGCCGUGGCGCGAUGUGGAGAGACGCGGGCUGCUGCGAAGUGGACUAGGAUCGCGAUUUGUGCUGCUCGAUUUGAAGGGGAAAAAAGAUGUGGAAGCGGUGGAAAUCGCUUCGGGAUUGGUUGUCAGGAUUCCCGGUGCACUCCACAGGGGCAUGCGUGUGUACGAGAACGUUGACUAACGCUAGGCGAGAAACGGGAUUUGGAUUCGUUGUUUUUUCGAGGCAGCGGCCUACCGCGUUCACGCAAGUUCUGCCGGGAGCGCCGGGGACGUUUGAAGAGCCGUGAAAACCGCCUCGGAAUCAACUUUUCCGGGCGUAUUGUUGUAGCGCGGCAUCCGAUGGCCAUCUGUGAUUCCGGCGAUGCGUGGCUCAAAAACGUCUGGGCGUGAACCUAAUGCAGGGGGCACCUCUCGGAUACUGUGGAAGGGAGUGUUUCGUAAAGUUUGUAGCUUUGGCAGUAAAAAGACAAUGCACAUACGCAUAUGCGUCCGGAUAUGUGUACUGACGAGUGUAGGGCGAUGCGCCCAGGACUG